CCAAUUUACUCAUAAACUCAAUAAUAAUAAAUAAAUAAACUGAACGAUUCAAUUCAACGUUGAGCAUUGCCAUCACCAUCAUCACCCUUCACUACCCUCUUCAUUCUUUCUUUCUAAUUCUAGCUUCCAAGCAACUCAACAUUAUUAGAUUCAAAGUUUCGUCACAAUCUUCCACUUUCUCUCUCUUUGACUUAGAGAGAGAGAGAGAGAGAGAGAGAAUGAAGCUCUCGUCGUUGCAGCAGAGCUACCUCAACCGCCGGAGCAACAGCUUCAGAGGAUCGCUGCCGUUGGACUCCUCCGCCGAAGUCUCCGGCAAGUCGCCGGCGGCGAGCACCUCCUGGCUCCUCCUCCACGCCGCGUGCUGCCUCGUCAGCGUCGUCAUCGGCUUCCGCUUCUCCCGCCUCGUCUUCCUGUUCCUCUUCUCCGCUGCCUCCCGCGGCGGCGGCGAAAUCUCCGCUCCAUUCGUCGUGCAUUCCGCCCUCGCCACCGCCAGCCCGAUCGCGAAGAGCAUCGCGGCGACUCCGGCGAACCAUACCGCCGCCGCCAGGCGUGUGGUGGUCGGGCGGCACGGGAUCCGAGUCCGGCCGUGGCCGCAUCCGAAUCCGGAGGAGGUGAUGAAGGCGCACCGCAUAAUCGAGAGAGUCCAGAGGGAGCAGAGGACGCUGUUCGGAGUGAAAAUGCCGAAAACGGUUAUUGCAGUCACGCCGACGCACGUGCGCACGUUCCAGAAGCUUCACUUGAGCGGCGUCAUGCACUCGCUCAUGCUCGCGCCGUACGAAGUCGUUUGGAUCGUCGUGGAGGCCGGACACGUCACCAAUGAGACCGCUUCCAUUAUAGCCAAGUCAGGACUCAGAACCAUCCACGUUGGCUUCAAUCACCGAAUGCCGAUUUCGUGGAACGAUAGACACAAAUUGGAGGCUCGAAUGCGCCUUCAUGCUUUAAGGAUUGUGAGAAAAGAGAGGCUGGAUGGAAUUGUGAUGUUUGCGGAUGAUAGCAAUAUGCAUAGCAUGGAGCUGUUUGAUGAGAUUCAAAGUGUGAAGUGGAUAGGUGCAGUUUCGGUUGGGAUUCUUGUCCAUUCAGGUGGUGCAGAUGAAUCUUCGACCCUACAGGGUGAGGAGGAGGCCCCGCCAAUGCCAGUGCAAGGUCCUGCUUGUAAUGCGACCAAUAAUUUGGUUGGGUGGCAUACCUUUAAUAAGUUGCGAUAUGCUGGCAAAAGUGCAGUUUACAUAGAUGAUCUGGCACCUGUGUUGCCCAGAAAACUUGAGUGGGCUGGGUUUGUGUUGAAUUCCAGGUUGCUUUGGAAGGAUCUUGAUGAUAAGCCGGACUGGAUUAAGGAUCUUGAAGAGUUAGAUGGGAUUGAUGAGGAUAUAGAGAGUCCACUGUCUCUGCUCAGGGAGACUCAUGUGGUUGAACCACUUGGGAGUUGUGGACGCCAGGUUUUGCUUUGGUGGCUGCGGGUUGAAGCUCGCACAGACAGCAAAUUCCCUGCUCAGGCACAUCUCAAUCAGAUUCAUCCAACAAAUAUAACCCGAUGGAUAAUCGACCCUCCUCUGGACAUCACAGUCCCAUCAAAACGCACUCCAUGGCCAGAUGCUCCUCCUCAGCUCCCAAUCAAUGAAAAAGAGCUACUUGGCACACAAGAUCAGACGACCAAGCAUUCUACAAAGACUAGAACAUCUAGAUCGAGGCGCACUCGAAGUAAGAGAAAGCAUGAUGCCAAAGUGAUAGGUGUGCAAGUCUCUACACAUUCUGAACAAAACUGAAAUGUUAAUAUGUGCAUUUUAGAAAUACACUGUGCCUUGUGGUUACGAAACUGCUGCUCCUCGUUGACAAGAAUCUGGAUUGAACAGAUGAAGAAGCUCAUGUUCUUACUGGAUAGGAAUAGGAAUAGGAAUAGGAUUCAUAUACUGCGUGUAGUUACUACGGUGGACCAGCAUAUGUGCAUUCGAGUCUGAUUUCAACAAUUUUUUUCUAUAUUGUUUUUUCCCUCAUUUUUUUGUUGGGGUGAUAUAUAUAUUUGUUCGCCUGAAAGGUAAUGUCAACUUUGUUCUGCAGCAUUUGCUUCAUCAGAGGAAGCUUGUAUAAUUUUUCUUCAAUCUUUUCAAUGAAAUAGAAAUUCUUCUUCACAGGAAUA
Glycine soja is the source of this 2134-nucleotide messenger RNA. Its product is annotated as probable beta-1,4-xylosyltransferase IRX14. Gene Ontology annotation, cellular component: Golgi membrane. The coding region runs from base 219 to 1763 and encodes 514 amino acids. The transcript has 4 exons. Lineage: Eukaryota; Viridiplantae; Streptophyta; Magnoliopsida; Fabales; Fabaceae. Gene Ontology annotation, molecular function: xylosyltransferase activity; galactosylgalactosylxylosylprotein 3-beta-glucuronosyltransferase activity. The record is from RefSeq and is a predicted model, not a curated record. Gene Ontology annotation, biological process: glucuronoxylan biosynthetic process; plant-type secondary cell wall biogenesis.